This is a messenger RNA of Rhipicephalus sanguineus (brown dog tick), 1960 nucleotides long. Its product is annotated as peroxisome proliferator-activated receptor gamma coactivator-related protein 1. Gene Ontology annotation, biological process: positive regulation of transcription by RNA polymerase II. The transcript is spliced from 7 exons. Gene Ontology annotation, cellular component: nucleus. The record is from RefSeq and is a predicted model, not a curated record. NCBI's taxonomy places the organism in Eukaryota, Metazoa, Arthropoda, Arachnida, Ixodida, Ixodidae. Gene Ontology annotation, molecular function: transcription factor binding; RNA binding. The coding region runs from base 214 to 1545 and encodes 443 amino acids.
GCGUUGGCUAUCGUUGGAGUCGUCGCACCAGUCGCACUGCGCCGCCACCCCGCCACCUCUUGGAGUGCGUCAGAAGCGCAGUGCACGAGUAGCAUGGGGUGUCGAGUUCUGUCUUCCCGUCAAAGGCGAAAGCACGUGCUUCUACCUCCCCAAAUUUCCUAAUGCCAAAAUCCCAUAGCUGACACCGACUUUGCCGAAAUAAGCCGGCGACAAAUGUAUUCAGUGGAGAUGAACAACUUUAUCGAUUGUAGGAAUAUGGAGCAAGUUUAUUUCGACCUCCUAUCAGGACCCCUUCUAGAAGAUGAUGAUAAGGAUAUGAUUGAGGCAGACUUGCCAUUUGAACUCCCAGACCUAUCUGAUGAUUUUGGAUCUGAAGUUUCGUGCUGGAUGCAGCAGAGUACCAUUUGGGGCAAAAAUGUGCCCGAUAUAAAUUCAGUAGGGGAGGAGGUUGAAGGGGACAUAAACUGGGUAAGCGACGUGCCUGGUUGGAUCAAAGAAGUGCCAAAGAUAGAGUCUUCAGAGGAAGAUGAGGUAGAUGUUGUGUCUGUUGACGACGACACCAAGUCUUUUCAAAACACAGAGCCCAGCACACCUACCAAGCCGAGCACUCAACCAUCGCCAGACAAAAGCCCAAAGAAUGCAACUGAAGGAGCACCUGUUGUUUCCAGUUCUCUGCUGGACCGUAUGAAAGCAGCCACUGCGAAAAAGCGGAGCCCCAUCUUGAUUCAGCCUCCUGAACGAGGCCGUCCAUCAAAGAAUGAUGCAGCUACCAACACCGCACCAUGUCCUGCUGCCACUCCUGACCACGAUUAUUGCACAGCGGCCAAGGGUGGCUCCAGUGCCGAAAACAACUCAGGGAAACACAAUCGUGCUGUGGUGCAACCUGUGUCCAGAUCGCCUUCUGUAACCAGGAGCUACCGCCUGCAAAAAUCCAGAGUGUCGAGGCGGCCUUCACGAUCACCUAGGCGGCGGCGGCGUUCUCGCUCCAGCUCUCCAUCUUCUGGAAGUUCAUGUGAAUCCUCCGAUGACUCAGUGCGGCGACGCUCUAAGCCAUCUCGCCGUUCUCGUGACUGCCGUACUUCAUGGCCAUCACAGCAGCGCCAGAAGGAGCCACGGAGGUUUAUGCCUUCCCCACCGCGUCGACGAAUUCCAGAUCAAAAGGAAGAGAGACGUGUGAUAUAUGUUGGAAACAUCCCGGAAGGGACUACUCGACUUGCUCUGCGGGAAAGAUUUGCUCGAUUUGGUCACAUAGAGGAAGUCAGUGUGCACUUCCGGGACCACGGGGAUAACUAUGGGUUUGUUACAUUUCGGCGGGGCUCUGAUGCCUAUGAGGCUGUUGAACAUGGCAACGAUGAUCCCAAGCUUCCUCGCUUUGACCUCUGCUUUGGUGGGCGCCGACAGUUCUGUCGAACCAACUGGGCUGACCUAGACUCGCAGUACGAGAGGUAUUACUACAUCCAGCGAGAGCCACAUGUUAACAACCUUGACUUCGACAGCUUGCUGCAAGCAGCGAAGUCCAAAGUUCAAGGAUCCCAACGCUACUGACAUCUGUGGACCUUAUGGUGUUUUCCUUUUAAUGGCGCCACACCCUUAGAGGUUUGGUUUGUGCCUGGACUGCUAUUAACUUAUUCUUCUGAUGUGAGGUGCUAUAUAGGAAUCAUAUUUAAUGUGUACAGAAUCCUAAGUGGGCUAGGAAAGUGUAAAUACACGCGGGGUUCCAUUUUAAUCUUUUAUGACCUUCAUGGGUUGAAUUGCGCCCAACAUGAGGGUCAAACUUGGAAGUCCUUCCAUGGCCUUGCAACUUGUUACUAUUUCUCCGCUUUAUUAUUUCAUGCAACACAUGUUUCCUUCUUGUUUAGUGCUGCAACAUUUUUGUGGCCAUCGUUAAGAGAUUGUAGUGUUAUAUUUUAUAACUUGUGUCAAGAGAAGUGUUGUUGCUUACUUUUGUUUUAUCGUUUUG